AUGGAAUCUGUCCUAAGGAACGACAUUGUGGAAGGAAACAGAACAAUCUCAAACCUCGCAAAGCUUCUCUGCAUACCAUACAAGACCAGGAUAGUCUCCCAGAUAAUAUUCCAGCAGGUAUAUCCGAAGCUUUUCAAGAAGGAGAGCUACAAUGUAGUUGCUCUUGUCUGUGUUUACUUGGCAUCCAAGAUCAAUGAGACAUUGAUAAAGCUGGAUGUAAUUUUAGAGGCAAUGGCAAAGGCUGCACACAUGAGCACAGCACCGUCUAGAGAAAGGAUUAUAGCCAUAGAAUGCAAAGUAAUAGAGCUGAUUGAGUUCCAGUUCAAUAUCAGUCCUGUACAGUUCUUUCUCCUGAGGCUUGGGAAGACGCUGAAUAUAGAUGUUCUGAAAAAGCUUAGUGUUCUGGACGAAAUCCAUGGCGAUGGGAGAGUGAACUUCAUCAAGUACUUUGGCGGGGUUUACGAGCCAGAGAUGGUUGCACUGAGUGUUCUGGAUGAAGAAGAGCUUAGUCUCUUUGAGUGCUUUUUUGGGGUGAGUGUGAACAGGGCAUUGGUUGAGGAAAUAAAGUCGGUGGUGAUAAAGAAAUAA
Encephalitozoon hellem ATCC 50504 is the source of this 588-nucleotide messenger RNA. Its product is annotated as cyclin K-like protein. The record is from RefSeq and is a predicted model, not a curated record. The transcript has a single exon. NCBI's taxonomy places the organism in Eukaryota, Fungi, Microsporidia, Unikaryonidae. Bases 1 to 588 code for a protein of 195 amino acids.